Messenger RNA from Morchella sextelata, 510 nucleotides. RefSeq lists its product as uncharacterized. The coding region runs from base 1 to 510 and encodes 169 amino acids. The transcript has a single exon. The record is from RefSeq and is a predicted model, not a curated record. Gene Ontology annotation, molecular function: zinc ion binding; nucleic acid binding. NCBI's taxonomy places the organism in Eukaryota, Fungi, Ascomycota, Pezizomycetes, Pezizales, Morchellaceae.
AUGUUGGGGAAAGCGGAGUCGAGAGGAAGGGAGGCGAAUAAUGGUGGGAACUCGCGGCAAAAGGAGAAGGGGUUUAAGAUCAAGGGAAGAGCUCAGACUGAGGAGAAAGAAAAAGGGCAAGAUAAGAAGAGCACCAGCAAGAACAAGUCGGGGAAUAAGCCAAUAUACCACGACUACGACGAAGCCACUAAAGGAGUUCCACAGCCGGUCCGAGAACAGCGAAAGACCGAUGGAGCCUGUGUGCGAUGUGGCCGAAAAGGUCAUCUUUGGAAAUGGUGUCGUUCAGAUGCUAACAGCAGUGCAUCUAUAUCUUCUUUCUCCCGAAAGCGUACCCGCGAUGACAAUGGCGACCACGAUAUGGAACCACCGGAACCCCAACCUCAGAGAAAGCGUAUGAGGCACCGCGCUAGAAAGCCGGCUGCUACGGCUGCUGCGGAGUACACCAGUAGGCAAGCGUUUGUGCGAGAACGCGGAUCGGAAUCUGAGAUGGAUUUCGACGAGGAUUUUUAA